Naegleria fowleri is the source of this 1014-nucleotide messenger RNA. RefSeq lists its product as uncharacterized. The coding region runs from base 1 to 1014 and encodes 337 amino acids. The record is from RefSeq and is a predicted model, not a curated record. The transcript has a single exon. NCBI's taxonomy places the organism in Eukaryota, Heterolobosea, Eutetramitea, Acrasida, Naegleriidae.
AUGUCUUCUCGAAGUGUCAGUCGAAAAGCUUCGGACAUCAACAAACGUAAAAGUACUCCAGAACCAUCAAAUAGGACACCUUCUUCUCCGUCGACAUCCAAUUCGAAUCACCAUUCGGUGGUCCUUUCCAACGCCACAGCCGUUGAACAAUAUGGAUCUUCAUCGGACGAUGAUUUUGAAAGUCUUCAUCAUGAUGAGGCAAGUGACAAUAAUCGACUUCAGUCAACAACUACAACACAAAUGGGUUCGAGUCAUGAUGAUUUAAAACACAAUGUAGUUGAUUUUGAAAAUUCUACCAAUAAUAAUUUUACCAAUGUCGUCACGACACUGCCACCUGUCAUCACCACACAGGUCAAUAUCGCCUCACCAACAACCACCUCUCUGUCGUUAUCCCCCUCGGAAAACAUGAGAAAUACAAAAAAUAAUACCACCACUGUUCGUAAGAAUAAGGAAGAUGAUGAACAAACUCUCCUCAAUCGAAUUAUGAAUGAGUAUGAGUCUGAUGCAGGAGACGACGAAAACAAAAAGAAUGUUGAUUAUAAUCAAGUGAAUAUCAGGAGGAGCAACUCGAAGAAAAAUAAUGAACCCAUCUUGAAUUCAGGAAACUCACAUCCAACAGAUAUUGGGAUUAAGGAUCAUCAUGAAGAUCUUCAUGGAUAUUCUUCUGAAGAUUCUUUUCAGGAUGAAGUUUCUCCAUUUAUUCCACAAUCAUCUCAUAAGGAUCCUAGCUCUCUUACGAAUCGAGAAAUAUUUGAAUCGAUUCAACAAAGAAAUUUGAAUUCCUCAAAUUGGAAUACUUCGACUCAGGACGGAUCUGUUUCAUCACAGAAAGCGAUUGUGACAACGAAUGAGGCAGACGAGGAGGAUGACGAUGUAUUGAACUAUGAUACUUAUAGAAAAGUGAAUUGGAAAAAUGCAUUGUUGUCACAUUUUUGUUUUAGAUGUGGAAUUUUCUUUUUGAGUGGAGUAUUGAUUGGUUUGACUAUCUUCUUGACUCUGUGGUUUGCCAUUUAA